GCCGCCCUGCACCGACACCGUCCACACCGCCGGCACCAACACCACCGGCAGCAGCAGCAGCAGCAGCAGCCUCUUCCAUCAUAUCUCUUAAAUCCAGUAAAAAUCGUGAACACCAAUUGGCCAGCUGUAUACCGUUCCUCCAAGGAAUAGUUCAUUUCAACAACCAGUGAAGGAGUCUGGAUGCUUAAGUUGGGGGAUGGCGGUCAAUGUGUAUUCUACCUCGAUAACCCAAGAGACUAUGAGCAGACAUGACAUCAUUGCAUGGGUUAAUGACAUAGUUUCUUUAAACUACACAAAAGUCGAACAGCUUUGCUCAGGAGCAGCCUACUGCCAGUUCAUGGAUAUGCUGUUUCCGGGAUGCAUCAGUUUGAAGAAAGUAAAAUUUCAAGCCAAGCUGGAGCACGAGUACAUUCACAAUUUUAAACUGCUGCAAGCGUCUUUUAAAAGAAUGAACGUGGACAAGGUCAUUCCUGUGGAGAAGCUAGUGAAAGGACGCUUCCAGGACAACUUGGACUUUAUCCAGUGGUUUAAGAAAUUCUACGAUGCGAACUACGAUGGGAAGGAGUACGAUCCGGUCGAGGCGCGACAAGGCCAAGAUGCAAUUCCUCCGCCAGACCCUGGGGAACAGAUUUUCAACUUACCCAAAAAAUCUCAUCAUGCAAAUUCCCCCACAGCAGGUGCUGCUAAAUCCAGUCCGGCUUCUAAACCAGGAUCCACGCCCUCCCGCCCGUCCUCAGCCAAAAGGGCCCCCUCCAGCAGCAGCUCAGCAUCCAGAUCGGAUAAAGAUUUAGAGACACAGGUCAUACAGCUCAAUGAACAGGUCCAUUCAUUAAAACUUGCACUGGAAGGAGUGGAGAAGGAACGGGAUUUCUACUUUGGGAAGUUAAGGGAGAUUGAGCUGCUCUGCCAGGAACAUGGGCAAGAGAAUAAUGACCUCGUGCAGCGGCUAAUGGAAGUUCUCUAUGCUUCAGAAGAACACGAGAGCCACACAGAAGAGCAGGAAGGAGAGGAGCAAGUUCAUGAACAGCCCCCACCACAGGAAGAAUACUGACCCAUCCGACAUCUUUGACACUUUGCAUUUUGCGUGGGAACUUUCUUCUGGAGAAUUGGAACGUAUGCCUCAAACUCCAAACCAGCCGUUCCCAAU
Messenger RNA from Tachyglossus aculeatus (Australian echidna), 1147 nucleotides. RefSeq names its product microtubule associated protein RP/EB family member 2 (gene MAPRE2). Gene Ontology annotation, cellular component: microtubule plus-end; cytoplasmic microtubule; spindle midzone. Lineage: Eukaryota; Metazoa; Chordata; Mammalia; Monotremata; Tachyglossidae. The record is from RefSeq and is a predicted model, not a curated record. Gene Ontology annotation, molecular function: microtubule plus-end binding. Gene Ontology annotation, biological process: regulation of microtubule polymerization or depolymerization; protein localization to microtubule plus-end; spindle assembly. Bases 197 to 1051 code for a protein of 284 amino acids. The transcript has 9 exons.